UCCCCGCAACUUUCGAUGUACAGCUACAAUUCAGAAGAAUUCCUAAUUCUGCAGCGCUUUUCUCUAUCUGAAUAAAACCCAAUUCCAAUUCUCAAUCUCAAUAUCCAGUUUGUGACAAGAUGGAGUAUCGGCCAUUAGACAUCACGGUGAUAUCGGCAGAAGGUAUAAAGGAUGUCAGUCUUUUCUCCAAGAUGGAUGUUUACGCUGUUGUGUCGAUUGCUGGGUAUCCUAAGUCGAAGAAGAAGACUUCCAUCGACAAGGAUUGCGGUACCCAUCCAAAGUGGAAUCACCAUGUGAAUUUUGUAGUUGAUGAACCGUAUUUGACGAAGCCUGGCCUAUACCUUCACUUUCAACUCAUGGCAGAUCGGUCAAUCGGAGGGGACAAGGUGAUUGGCGAGGUUUCCGUCCCGAUCGACGAGCUUUUCCAGAAUGUCAAUUCAAAUCCCGGUGGAGAAAGGGUGGUUGAAUAUCAGCUUACAACCUCGUCCGGAAAACCUAAGGGCAAAAUCAAGUUUUCGUAUAAAUUUGGGGAGAAAUUCACGCAACAAGUGGAGACAAAAAAGCAUGUGGAUGAGCCUAUGACUGCGUAUCCAGCGCCACCACCACAUGUUGCCGGAGGAAGCAUGCCGCCUCAUCAGGGAACGGGAUACGGUGCUCCCCCUCCUGGGAUGGCAUAUCAACAAUAUCCUCCUCAUCCGGGGUAUGGCUAUCCACCACCAGGUGGGUACCCGCCUCCUGGAUACGGUUAUCCUCCGCCGCCUCAACCGGGCUAUGGUGGAGAUUCAUACUCGAUCUGA
This is a messenger RNA of Olea europaea var. sylvestris, 797 nucleotides long. Its product is annotated as protein SRC2 homolog. The coding region runs from base 120 to 797 and encodes 225 amino acids. Gene Ontology annotation, biological process: defense response. The record is from RefSeq and is a predicted model, not a curated record. Lineage: Eukaryota; Viridiplantae; Streptophyta; Magnoliopsida; Lamiales; Oleaceae. The transcript has a single exon.